This is a messenger RNA of Protopterus annectens (West African lungfish), 1630 nucleotides long. RefSeq names its product calumenin (gene CALU). Gene Ontology annotation, molecular function: calcium ion binding. Lineage: Eukaryota; Metazoa; Chordata; Ceratodontiformes; Protopteridae. The coding region runs from base 192 to 1139 and encodes 315 amino acids. The transcript has 7 exons. The record is from RefSeq and is a predicted model, not a curated record. Gene Ontology annotation, cellular component: endoplasmic reticulum.
GCCCAUUUUAGUGACGGACGAGGUGGGCUUUCUAAUAGGUUCAUCUUAGUGCAAUUACCGUUUUACUCAUUCGAGUCAAUUAAGAAUUUGUUUGAGUACCCUUUGGGCAAGCUGUGGCAUUUCCGGCGCUGUAGUGUGAACCGAUUGAAAGUUGGGAGUUAAGCGAAGGGUGUGGAAGGAUUUCUGAAAAGAUGGGCCUACAAGUUUGGUGUGUAUACUUCUGCCUGUGUGUGGCAUACAGUUUAACCAAGCCCACUGAGAAGAAAGAACGUGUUCACCAUGACCCUCAGCUCAGUGAUAAAGUGCAUGAUGAUGCCCAGAACUUUGAUUAUGACCAUGAUGCCUUUCUUGGAGCUGAGGAAGCAAAAACAUUUGAUCAGCUCACACCUGAGGAGAGCAAAGAACGGCUUGGCAUUAUUGUAGCUAAAAUAGACGUGGAUAAGGAUGGGUUUGUGACGCAGGAGGAACUGAAAGCCUGGAUUAAGAAGGCACAGAAGAAGUACAUCUAUGAAAGUGUGGCACAGCAGUGGCAUGAAUUUGACAUGAAUCAAGAUGGGCUCAUCUCCUGGGAUGAGUACAGAAAUGUGACGUAUGGCACUUACCUGGAUGAUCCUGACCCAGAAGAUGGGUUCAACUACAAGCAAAUGAUGACAAGGGAUGAACGCAGAUUCAAAAUGUCUGACAAGGACGGUGAUGGUGUUGCUACUAAAGAGGAGUUCACAGCCUUCCUGCAUCCAGAAGAAUAUGAUUACAUGAAGGAUAUUGUAGUGCUGGAAACAAUGGAAGACAUUGAUAAAAAUGGAGAUGGCACAAUUGAUUUAGAAGAGUAUAUUGGUGACAUGUACAGUCAUGACAAGGAUGCUGAAGAGCCAGAAUGGGUCAAGACUGAGCGUGAGCAGUUUGUAGAGUUCAGAGACAAAAACCAUGAUGGAAAAAUGGACAAGGAGGAAACUAAAGACUGGAUCCUGCCUUCAGACUAUGAUCAUGCUGAAGCUGAAGCUCGCCACCUAGUAUAUGAAUCUGAUCAGAACAAGGAUGGCAAACUUACCAAAGAAGAAAUUGUCGACAAAUAUGAUUUAUUUGUUGGAAGCCAAGCUACUGACUUUGGUGAAGCUCUAGUAAGACAUGAUGAGUUCUAAAUAUCUACACAAAAAGAAAUUAUCUCCUGCCUGGGGAAAAAUGCUUCCAGACCCAUUUGCUAACCCAGAAAUAAUUUAUUUUUAAAGCUUUCAUUCUAAUGCAGAGUCAGUUGUCCUUUUGAGACUGUUUUGGUCAAAAGAGAAUGUUUAAUAAUUCAGUCUGCCACUUUAAAGGAGUACAGUGCACGGUGCAGACAUGAGCAUUUUUGUAACUAAAUCAUUCUUAGAUUUAUACUCAAGUUUUAUGUAUAGUACUACUUUUUAUUUUUGUAAGUUUUUGUGUGAAAUGAAGACCGCUUCUGCUUUUCACUUUUUUAGUAGCAAGAAUAAAUGUUUUAUUAUAAAUAAACUGCAAGCAGUGUAGCGCAGGUUAGACCUAAGGUGCUUAUUUUUGUUAAAUUGUGUAUGGACUGACUAUUUUUAAACACAUGCCUAUGGAGCACAAUGGUGUCGUGUACUGCUGUCAGUAAAACUAGAGCUGUCAAAUGCUU